Neospora caninum is the source of this 1095-nucleotide messenger RNA. RefSeq lists its product as hypothetical. Gene Ontology annotation, biological process: rRNA (guanine-N7)-methylation. The record is from RefSeq and is a predicted model, not a curated record. Lineage: Eukaryota; Apicomplexa; Conoidasida; Eucoccidiorida; Sarcocystidae. Gene Ontology annotation, cellular component: nucleolus. The coding region runs from base 1 to 1095 and encodes 364 amino acids. The transcript has 8 exons. Gene Ontology annotation, molecular function: rRNA (guanine) methyltransferase activity.
AUGAGUCGACCGGAGUACGAGGCAUCAGCUGACGUUUUCUACAACGCGCUCGAGGCAAAAAAAUAUGCCCGAAGUUCGCGCAUGCAGGCGAUUCAAACGCAACUAACAGACCGCGCUCUUGAACUACUGCUCCUCCCCGCAGCGGCUGAGGGAAAUGGGGCGACGCAACCGUCCCUUCUUCUGGACCUCGGAUUUGGUAGCGGCAUCAGUGGAGCCCGUCUGGCGGAGAAAGGCCACUUUGUCGUGGGGGUGGAUAUCUCCAAGUGCAUGCUCGAUGAGGCAGUCGAUGCAGGCAACACUGAGGAGGGCGCCGACGCAAUUUUGGCCGAUCUCGGAAGCCCUCUCCGCUUCAGACCAGGCGUUUUUGAUGGGGCGAUCAGUAUCUCUGCUCUUCAGUGGCUCUGCAGCGCCAUCCGGAGUCAGAGCCACGUUGCCAGUGAGGAGGCUGCCGCCGGUCCCAGUGACGAAGAUGACGAGGACAUGGAUAGCUGCGAAGAGAACGAAGGAAGCAAGAGACGGCCUUCUUCCCGGAGUCGAGGGGGACCAUCGGGUCCUGCCCCAAUGAGCGAUGACGCGUCUGUGUCGUCUGACGAAGAGAUGCCUGCGGAAGAGGAUCCGUCUUCUGCAACCUCUUCGUGCACUCUUCUUUCGUCUUCUCAAAUCGGCGAUGCGAAAGCAAAUGCGCCUUACAAGCGUCUACGGUGUCUCUUUCAGUGGUUGUUUGCGAGUUUGAAGACGGGUGGUCGAGCGGUUCUCCAGUUUUACCCCGAUUCACCUCAGCAGGUCGAGAUGGUCACCUCAGCGGCACUGAGGAGCGGCUUUGGCGGAGGGGUUGUCGUGGAUUAUCCCAACUCAACGAAAGCGAAGAAGUAUUUCCUGGUCUUAUGGGUAGGUGGAAGCCGCGUGCCCGGCCAGCAACAACAGCUUCAGGCAGCAGCCUUGGGAACAGAUGAACCAAGACAGAUCGAAGCUGCGCGGAGAGAGAGACAGAAGCAGCCUCGGCGAGGGAAGAGUAGCAAAGCCACCGUUAGUCGCCGUGAAUGGAUCGAGAAGAAGAAGGAGCGACAGCGUCUCCAGGUACGUUCCCCUCUGUGA